This is a messenger RNA of Trichogramma pretiosum, 4948 nucleotides long. Its product is annotated as coiled-coil domain-containing protein 47-like. Bases 492 to 4424 code for a protein of 1310 amino acids. Gene Ontology annotation, molecular function: calcium ion binding. Lineage: Eukaryota; Metazoa; Arthropoda; Insecta; Hymenoptera; Trichogrammatidae. The transcript is spliced from 7 exons. The record is from RefSeq and is a predicted model, not a curated record. Gene Ontology annotation, cellular component: endoplasmic reticulum. Gene Ontology annotation, biological process: endoplasmic reticulum calcium ion homeostasis.
CCGGACGGACGACGGUCGAACGAAUAUACCUAGUACAGCUGUGGAGUGUGAAAGACCCUGCACAAGCUUACAUCUUUAGAAUAAAGUCGUGGUGAGACCUGCACCUUUAUGGCGUAGUCGGAAAGAUUGUCAUUUUUCUUUACGAACUUUUUCAUUGAACAUUGCUUUCAAAAAUCAUCUCCAAGACCAGUAAAGUCUUAAGCUAACCACCACUCCGCGUGCAACUAGGUCUUUAAGCAGGUUGGAACCUUCAACAGUUUAGGGGUUCGUUAAACGUGUGUUAACAAAGCAAAGCAUGCUCGACUCAAAUAUGGCCGCUGUAUCUUCAGACGCUUGAUGUAGCAGAACAUUUUGCUUUAAAAAUUACUUGUUGUUUGCUCAAGGUUAUUGGACAACAAAAAUUUUUGUACAGUUCAACUGUCAUCAAUUGAAGAUUACCAGGACGUAAUCUUUGGUGGUAGUUCUUUGAUGGUUAUUUGUGACACCUAACCAUGCAGAAUUUUGAUGAUCUAGACAUCGAAGGAAGAAAUCCAUCAAGUGUUUCUCAUGAAAAUCAAGAAAAGGAGGAAUAUGAACGUAAAAGAUUAUUAAGAUCUAGUGUCACAGCUGAAGAUGGAGUUCUUCGACCAGUGUAUUCUGAGACUGAAGAUGGUGACAUUUGGUGCCACAUUUGCAAUAACGCCCUUUUUGGAGCUCAUAAAAUAUUGAGCCAUAAUAUUGGUAGCCGACAUAAAAUCAAACUGGAAGAAUGGCCUUACCCAAUUUCUCUAUGGUCAAAACGAUCAGAUCUUGUAAAAAAAAGUAAAGCCAGUUUAGGUGCAGUUGCUCCAGGAGAACCAAUUCCUCCUGGCAUGGAAGACCAAAUUUCAAGGUCUACAACUAUUCAAAUGACUUUGGAUCGUCAUAGAAGCUCACCAUUAGUUGGUUUAGAAUAUCUUCUUGAGGUCGUUGAUUCUGCAAGUCCAGAACCAAGUUAUACGUGUGUACUUUGUGAUAAACGAGGAGACCCACGCACUGUUAUGGCACACAUCACAAGUUAUAAUCACAGAAUUACUUAUUUGAAUUGUCAUUUUCCAACAAUAUCACGGGCCAUUGUUGAUUUUCCCCGUUCUCCUAAUUACAAAAGAAUUGCUAAUGAAAUAUCUGUGUUAGCAGCUAAAAAAAUUGAACAACAUUUUGGUAGAUUGCAACCCCAGUUGGUGGAUAAAAAUUCUUUUGAAAAAAAUAAAACGCAAAUCAUUAAGCAAAUAUGUCAAGAUUAUCACUUUCGUGAGUCACAAGAAAAUACCUUCAAAGACCUUUAUGAUGCACAGUGGGUAGCAAAAAUUGCAGAGUCAAUUUCAGAAAAUGCUACAAAAGUUGAAGAAAAUCCAGAAAAGUCAGAAAAAAAAGAAGAGUCUAAAUUGGACAAAGUAUUUCAAAGCUUAAAUACAAGACCUGACCAAAAAUUGGACUCAAAACCUGGUAUCAAAAUUCGUCUCAACACAAGAGAUACAUCUUCUGGAGGCGUUGAAAAACCAACAUCAACGCACAGAAAAAAAAGUCGCAAAAGCAACCGAGACAAUGACGAUGCAGACGACGCGAAAUCGCUUUCAUCGUUAUCGAGCAUCUCAAGUAGUCCUUCGCCAAAGCGUUCGCGUUCAGGUUCAAACGAAGGUCGUCGCGGUGGUAACAGCAAAAAUACUGCACGAACAUCCGAUUCCAAGUCAAGAGGUCGUUCUCGUUCGCUGGAGCGUCGUUGGGGCAAAUAUAGAGCCCUGUUGCGACGCUCGGAAGAAUCGCUCGAUCGCUUGCUUAAAUAUCACGAGAAAAAUCCUGAAAAACACCCUGCUUAUCCCGAAGAAUGGAAAAAGUUUUGGAAUAGACGCUACAAAGAACUGCAGCAAGAGGGAAAAGACCCAAGCAAGCACGACUUCAAACCCGAGUGGAUUGAAUUUUGGAACAAACGCAUGCGGGAAUUGCACGCGGAGCAGCUCGAAAGGCGCAAAGAUGAAAUUAAGAAAAAGCUUGAACUUUCGGGCGAUCCACCCUCGCUAGAGGCUCCACCGGCUCCACGAGCGAAACCCUCGAAUGGAGAAAAACGCAGCCGCAAAUGUCCAGAUAGCGACGACGAGGUCGAAUACGUCGGCACAUUGAAAAAAGUUGACAAGUUCAUACCAUCGCGCAGCGAUCGAGAGCGUGACAGAGACCGAGAACGCGAGAGAGACAGAGAACACAGAGACAAAUUACGCGAUCGCGACCGCGAGCCCAGAGAUAGAGAUCGCAUCAGAGAUAGGGAGCGCGACAGAGAGAGGGACCGAGAGCGGGACCGUGACAGGGAUCGCGAACGCGAUAGAGACCGAGACCGGGACUAUUUUCCAUCUUAUGGACGCGGCAUGCCCUACAAGUCCUAUUACGCUCCUCCGUCGAGGCCUAGGUACCACGCGACUCCUUAUCCCGUCGAUCGUAACAAUUCCCCAUCUCCUCCCAAAGAGGAACUCAAAGAAGAUCUCGAAAUCAUCGGUUUACUCCGACUGCUCACUGCACUCGAGAACCAGUUGGGAUCUCUUGGUCCCAAAGUUGUUGCUUUGUUAUCGAAAGCUCUGGCUGCUGAAAAGGCUAAACCUAAUUCUGCCGAAGAGUUGCUUUUCGACGAAGACGUAAGCGUUCUCUUCGAGACAGUCAAGGAAAAACUUAAAGGACAACUCUUUGCAGGUAUGAUUGAGAAAGUAGCGGUUCCAGCGACCAAAAAUGCUAUUCAAAAUAUAGCCCGAUUGCUUCAUGAUACAUCUGAAAAUAAGAAAAAGAAGGAAGAAGAGGAGAGAAAACAGAAAGAGCUUGUUGAACAAACCAGAUCCUCGUUGAGCUUCAUGUCUAAAACUGUGUAUACAAGCAGUUUAGAUUCUAUUCGAAAAUCUGAACCGGUCAGCGUUCCAGGUGUUGGUACGGUCGAUAAAAUGGCGAUCGCCCAACAAAUAGCAGCUGCACUCGUAGCUCAAGGCAGAACAAAUGUUUCUCAAGAGGAACUUGAAACCUUGAUAAACGCUGUCGUCGGUAUGGCGGAAGCCUCGAAAAAUAGCGACAAACCUGUGACCACCGCAGAUUUUGUCAAAGGAUUGACGGCAGGAAAUACUAAUCCAAGCCCCGCGCCUCCAGUACAACCAGUACCUCCUCCACCGAUACCUAUCACUGCAGCAAGUGCAGCUAAGCUUACCAAUGUUCCAGGUCUUUCAACUCCUGCAAGUGUUGCAAACGUCAAGGACGCUUUGAACAGUAUUACAGAGAGCUUACGUUCAAAAACGCCUGAAGUGAUUAAACCACUUGAUCAAGCUGUCAAAAUGGAAAGUUUAUCGGAUAACGAUUUGAAAUCACUUUUACAAAAUUUCAAGGAUUUAAGUACGGAUGAACAGCAUGGUCUUAUCAACUUUUUGAAAAAACUCGAGGCCACGGACUCCGCCAGAGUGGAAAAAUUACGAGCCUACGUAAACUUGGGUUCUUCAUCAGCCUCUCCAGCAUUAAAACCUAUAUCGCCCGAGAGUGAUAACGAUGAGCUCUUACGACCCGCUCGAAGUACUUCUCCAUUUUCAAUGCGGAAAGGCACUCAUAAUCCUUGUGACGACGAAGAUCAAUGGAAACCCAAGCUUGAUAUGUUCGCUGAGGAAGAAGAAGAAGAUAAACGGAAAAGGUUUGAUGAAAAACCUAAGAAAUUGGUUUUGUCUGACGAUGACGAUGAUGAUUAUUCAUACGAAGAUAUUUACAAAGCAGCCGAUAAGAAUGUAUUAGAAAACGAACGAGCCAAAAAACGCUCAUACUCGAGGUCCCGUUCUAAAUCACCAAAAUCAUGGUCCCGUUCAGAAUCGCGAUCACCAAACUUGAAAAAAUCCACUGAUUAUCCCAAAAAUAGCGAUCCUAACGCUAUCUUAAAUGAAACGAAGAAGUUGAUCGCCAAUAUCAUGGGAGACCUGCCGAACAAGUUUGUGACAAAGUCUCACAUUUCGCCUAUGUCGGAAAACUCACCACUGUCUGGUCAAGGUUUAUCCAGCUCAUUGAUACCACCAAUUACUGCUCCAUCUAUGCCACAAAACAGUUAUUCGAAUUUCAAUAUGAAUCCAGCUCCUCCAAACAAUCAGCAAAUGUCAUAUCCGUCAAACCAGUAUCAAAAUUAUGGCAUGGUACCUCCACCACAACCACCACAACCACCUCCAUCUUACGGUGGAGCUGCUUCUUUUAUGAAUAAUGGAUUUAACAACUUCAGCUCAAAUUACAAUAAUAUGAAUACUCAAAAUCAAUACGGUGGAGUUUCAUCCAAUCCAUAUCCGCCAACUCAAUCUAACUAUGGAAGUUCGUCAUUUGGGGCUCCUCAACCACUAAGAGCACCACCACCAUCCAGUUAUCCCCAACAACAGUCAUUUAAUAAUUAUUCUCAACAACAACGUUUUUAUUAAUAGUAUUCAAUGAAUAGCUUUGGUUACAUGUUAAAUGACUUUUAAAUAUUCUAUCGACUGAUAAUAUUGCUUCAUGGACUUAUUUUUCUUUUGAUUAGUUACCUUCUUAGUAAAUGCUCAUCAGACUUGAAUCAUAGUUUUAUCAGUUACAUGUUAUGCAUUCAUUUAUAAUUUUAUAUUCUUGGGUUGUAUUAAUGCUGAAAAAAAUAACAUUGUUAGAAACGUUUCUUAUAUUUUUUAAAAUUAAUAAUUUUUAUUCGAGUUUACUAAGUUGAGCAAAACUUAAAGAACUCUUAAUAGUGUCAGAACCCAUCAUGAAAUUUUUACGCAUCGUAUGAAUUUAAUGUAACAUACUUCAAAAAAUGUAUGACUAAAGUAAGUUGUAUAGGAAUAGUUGAUCAUUAUUUUUAACUUUAUUUUUUGAUAAAUCUUAAGUUGAUUUGUAAGAAAUUUUUACAAUUCAAUGUACAUAUAAUGUGUAAGCUAUGUAAAAUAACUUAAUAAAAUAAUACAUUUUUCCUACA